UUGUAUAUGUUAAAAACCAAGUGUUUGAAGAUUUACAUAAGAAAAUGGAUCAAAGCUUGUUAUGGCCGGUGAAAUACACCGAACACAAAAGAAUCACCAAAAAAAUCAUCAAACCCAAACACAUGAACCCUAAAAAGCAACCCACCGAAUCAAUCAGAAAAAUCCAAGAAACCCAUCAUCAGAAUUUCAAUUUCCCCAAAACCGUCAGAAUUUCCGUUACUGACCCUGACGCCACUGAUUCCUCCAGUGACGAAGAGGAGGACGACCACCUUUUCCGCAGGCAACGUGUCAAGAAGUACAUCAGGGAAAUCAGACUGGAGACAGCUGUCACUCCUACUCCGAACUGCAGGAACCGAACCGUAGAGAUUCUCCACUCCAAACCCAAGCCCAUGAAGCCUGUCAAGGAGGCGGCUCCCGCCGCCGGCCCCAGGAAGUUCCGGGGCGUCCGCCAGCGGCCCUGGGGGAAGUGGGCCGCCGAAAUACGGGACCCUUCUAGAAGGGUCCGCCUCUGGUUGGGUACCUACGACACCGCCGAGGAGGCGGCGAUGGUUUACGACAACGCCGCCAUUAAGCUCCGUGGACCGGACGCUCUCACCAACUUCAUCACCCCGCCGCCGUCGGCCAAGGAGGCUUCGCCGGAGACCAACGUGACGUCAGUUUCCGGCUACGACUCCGGCGACGAGUCGAAUAACCUCUCCUCUCCCACUUCUGUUCUCCGCUACAGAAGUAGUAAUAAUCACUCAAAUGAAGAGACGGAGCAAACCGGGCUCACCAGUCAAUCGAGCCACGACUACACCGAACCGGACCGGUCCGGUCCGAUUCGCGGCUCGGCUAGAGAAGACGAACCGUCCGGUUCGUGCGACGGUUACUUCAUGGGCUCGGUGGAAAACAUUGGGCCCGGCCCGGUUCAUGGGGUAUCUUGGGAAAUGGAGGAAUGUCAAGGUGAAACGAGUAUGGUGAUAAAUGAUUAUUUGCCGAUGGACAUUCCGUUUCUAGAUGAUUUCUUCAAUUUUCAACCGAAAGACGAGCCCUUGUUCGACGAUUCACCGAGCUUCUUCAACGGCUUAGAUGAUUUCACAAUGUGCAUCGAUGAUUUUCCACCUCUCGAUUUGUCCCAACAGCAAAGGGCUAAUUACUUCGGAGAUAUUAAGGAUUCAUUUCAAGAACUUGAUUCACUUGAAGUUGAGGAUUAUUUUCAAGAUUUAACCGAUUUUGGUGGCGUUGAUGCACUCUUAGCCAUAUGAAUCAUCAUUAUGCAAAAAUAAUUAUUAAAAAAAAAAUUAUCUAUUUUUUUUUAUUAUUAUUAUUAGUAAAAUUAGCCAGUCUUGCCGAUUAAAAAGGCAAAUUUUGUUGACUGGCUAAAUCGGCUUGUAUUAGUUUUUAUUAGUUAUUAUAAUUAU
Messenger RNA from Erythranthe guttata (spotted monkey flower), 1400 nucleotides. RefSeq names its product cytokinin response factor 3 (gene CRF3). The record is from RefSeq and is a predicted model, not a curated record. NCBI's taxonomy places the organism in Eukaryota, Viridiplantae, Streptophyta, Magnoliopsida, Lamiales, Phrymaceae. Gene Ontology annotation, molecular function: DNA-binding transcription factor activity; DNA binding. Gene Ontology annotation, biological process: regulation of DNA-templated transcription.